Brachypodium distachyon (stiff brome) is the source of this 1164-nucleotide messenger RNA. Its product is annotated as translation initiation factor IF-2-like. The coding region runs from base 1 to 1164 and encodes 387 amino acids. The transcript is spliced from 3 exons. The record is from RefSeq and is a predicted model, not a curated record. NCBI's taxonomy places the organism in Eukaryota, Viridiplantae, Streptophyta, Magnoliopsida, Poales, Poaceae.
AUGGACGAUUCCCUCACUCAGACCCCGCGUGCUCCUCCGCCGGCACCUCGCGGGAAGCAGGUGCUUGAAGAGAGUGGGGGCGAGUCAGAGGUCAACUGGCCCUCCAUUCCGUCCUCCUCCGAUGAGGCGGGCCAGCCUGCCGCGACCCAGGUAGUCGUCCCCGUGGACAACGAGGAGGAAGAGGAGGAUGAGACGCCCUUGAUCGUCAGUAGAACAAGGGCACAUGCAGCGGUAGCGACCACUUCCGCAACUGCUGUCGGUAGCGUGGCGACGACCACCCCCGCGGUGGCCGCCACUGCAGUGGCAACUCCCUUGACAGUUCACGCGACACCCUGGGCUGCGGCGACCCCACGGGCGCCCACGGCCCUGCCUGCACGGCGGCUCUUCCGGGGCUUCAAGCUCCAGCUCAACCCCCCGAAGGACGGCUCGCCGGCUAGUGCCGGCAAGAGGGGGAGGGCUGAUUCGCCACCUGCCGUGCCGAGCAAGAAGGCGCGCACGCAGGCCGGCAGCAGCUCCGAUCCGGCCGCCACGAGGGCCAGCGGCGCCGCUGCUGCGCCUGCCGCCGACGCGGCCCCGAAGGAGGUGGCGCUGGCAAUGGGCCCGAUCGCGCCCGCACCGGGAGCGGGCGCUGCGGUGAUUGACCUCGGACCCGUCAUCGAGGCCGCGGGGACAGCGGAGGAACCGGAGGCGAAAGCCAAGAAGGAGCACGCGGAGGUGCUCGCCGCGGCUCAGGUUCGCAUCGACGAGAAGAGCGACCUGAUCAGCAGCUACCUCGGUCAGAUCCAGGGCCUGCGCGUCAAGCUGGAGGGGCAGACCAAGGCUACGGAAGAUGCGGUAACAGCGGCAGCACGGCAGGAGGUUGAGCUCAAUUCUGCCGAGGAUAGGAGGGCCCGCCUCGAGACCGAGCUGGCCACCGUCUGGGAGGAGCUCGUCAAGACGGGCGAGGAGAAUGCGGCCAAGGCCACACAACUCUCAGCGCAGGCGAGCCUCCUCCGCAAAGCCAAGCACGCGAUGCAUUUGGCUCGGACCAACCAUGGCACGCUGAUCGGGCAGCGGGAGCUGGAGACCAAGAAGCUGCUUGGAAUCGCCCAACCGCUGCGCAACCUGCUGCCGCGGUUCGAACUACGGGCCACGCGGGUGGACGGGCGGACGUUACCACGCUGA